CUUCCUGCAUCCCUCCCCGCUAUAAUUUGUAUACGUCACUUUUUUAAUUGUGUCGUGGCCAUCAAGAAGGAAGAAAAAAAUGACAUGGGCGCACAGUGAGCGGUCUGGCAAUAAGGCUGGGCAAGGCCAUGAGAUAGAGCAGCCCUUGUUCAUGAGGCCAUGGAUUCCCCCUCCCCCGCCGCUUUCGUAAACACUUCUCUUUUCGAUAGAGAAAAUCAAAAAGCCGAUUACCUAGCCGAAGCCAGUGCCAUGGUCAACUCACACAAUCACCAGUGCAACGCUCUGCAAGCAACUGCGCUGUCAUCCCUGCUGCUGUGGCCCGGAGACGAUGCGUACCGUCACAGCACGAACUCGUGGUGGUCUGCCAACGCUCGCUUUCAUCCUGCUUGUAUUGUACAGCCAAAGAAGACAGAGGAUGUAUCUGAAAUCGUAAAGACGCUUUCCAAGCUGCCCCAUGGACACAUUACUAUUCGCAGCGGCGGCCAUAACCGCGACUACAGCCACGAGAAACUGGCCGACAGCGUCACGAUAGACAUGACCCAUUUCAACCAGACUACGUAUAACCCUGAAACUAAGCUCGCUUCUCUUGGUCCUGCGUGUCGAUGGGGAGAUGUCUUCCUUGCCCUUGAAAAGGACGGCGUCAUGGUGCCUGGUGGCCGCGACGGCGAUGUUGGCGUGGCUGGUCUCAUUACGGGUGGUGGCAACUCGUACUAUACUGGCCGCCGCGGAUUCGUUUGCGACAACUUGGUUAAUGCUGAGGUCGUUCUCGCCGACGGAACAGUAGUUAAUGCCAAUGCGAAUGAGCACGCAGAUCUGUUCAAGGGUCUCAAGGGUGGCAUGGCCAACUUUGGUAUUGUCACUCGUUUCGACAUGCAGGCUUUCGAGGCUGGCAAUCUCUGGGGUGGUUCGCGUGCCUCCGACGUAUCUCAUACCGACAAACUCAUCGACUUGCUCAUCGAGUUUACCGACGACAACCACAAGAGUCCCGAGGCUGCGUUUAUCCUCAUCUUCUUGUAUCAGCCGAAGACAUCCAAGGACAUCAUCGUGGCCCAGCUGGUCGUUGAUACAGACAAUGUCGAAAGGCCCCCAUCCCUAAGCAAGAUUCUUGAUGUACCAGAAAUUUUCAACGAUGUCAAGUCACGACCCAUGAGCGGUAUCGCAAAUGAUUACCUUCUCGCUUCUGGCCUUCGAAAUGUCUGGUACACCCUUACCUUUAAAAACGAUGCUCGUAUAGUAAAGAAGGCCUCCGAACUGCACAAGAAAUUUGUCCACGAACUAUUGCAAACCGUGCCAGCAGAUGGUCUUGCUGCGCAAAGUCUCUUCCAGCCGAUUCCCAAGACGUUUGCUGAUAUUGGCGUUGCCAAGGGCGGCAACGUUCUCGGUUUAGAUGAUGUUGAAGGGAACUCUCUUCUCUGGCUCACUGCAGCAUCGGUGGAUGACGCCAAGUAUGAACAUCUUUUGAAAGUCAAGAGCCGCGCCAUGACGGACGAGCUGCAGCGCUAUGCCGAGUCCAUCGGGGUAGGCCACCCUUGGGUCUACGCCAACUACGCCAAUCCCUCCCAGUGCCCCCUGGAGAGCUACGGCGACAAAAACAUUCAGUUUCUGCGAGACCUUUCUUGCAAAUAUGACAAGCAUGGUUUCUUCCAGCGAUUGGCCCCCGAGUACUUGCGUCUAGCUCUGGACGACGAAUAGAGUCGUGGACCUAUCAAGAGGAUACACCUCUUAUUAUCAUAUUAUUAUUAUUCUAACGUAAAUAAUAUGGACUUAUAUAAUGAGCAUAAACUAAAUACACGAG
This is a messenger RNA of [Torrubiella] hemipterigena, 1795 nucleotides long. The record is from the annotation of a GenBank genome assembly. Lineage: Eukaryota; Fungi; Ascomycota; Sordariomycetes; Hypocreales; Clavicipitaceae.